Molecule: messenger RNA, 3089 nt
Organism: Paramecium primaurelia
Lineage: Eukaryota; Ciliophora; Oligohymenophorea; Peniculida; Parameciidae
Source: the annotation of a GenBank genome assembly
AUGAAAACUUAUGAAUUUGAGUUGAAUAAUAAAAGGAAUAUUUAAAGAGAAGAACUCUUUAUUUUAACUAUAGUUGAAAGGGUCUUAGCAGGUUUCUUAUCUUCAAUAUCUUUUGUUGAUCAAGCUUAAUUUUGUGAAUUAUUAUAGAAAAAGCAAAAGGAAAAAAAGUUGAUUUAACCAUUACAUUAAUAAAUCUUGGGAACAAUCAAACGAAAUCUAUUGAAGAAUUAAACACCAAUCAAAGAUCUUAAAAUAAAUUAUGAAAUUAGAACUGUCGUUUCAUAAUCAAUAGAUUCAAGAAAAAACUAUAUAUGUUUAUCUAGUAAGAAGAAGUAAGAUAAUAAAGAAUAGUAAACAACUGAAAUAGAAACUCAAUUCUAUGCUCAACCACAAUCUGUUAAAAGUAGAAGAUUUAGAUUAGAUAAAUCAAGUAAUCAAGAUGGGCAUAGAUUACUUACUAAUGGAAGUUAUCAAUAAAAUGAUUCAACAACAACAAGAGUUAUUAAUCCAUUUUAAUUGAAUAGUCCUAAUAGUACUUAAGCUGAUAAUUAACUGAAAGAAUUGUCAAUUUAAAAAUAGUUGACAGCUAUUGAUAGUAAUUUUAAGAAUAGAAAUUAGAAGCCUACUAUAAAUAUUGUAAGUUAAGAUGGGGAGAUAGAAAAAUAAGAAGAUUUUACAAAAUAAUUAGGUAAAAAUUACAAAAAUAAUUUCAACGAUUAAUCAAUAAAAGGAAAUAAAAGUUAGGAAAACUUAGCUUAAAAACAUAAUCAACCAUAUUUGGAACCUUAAUUGAAUUUAUAAACUAUGAAUGGUUAAUCCAAGAUAGAGAUUAUAGAUUCAAAUUUAAUAAGUGAAUCAGUUAAUCCAUAAUAUUCUUAAGCAUAAAGUUAUUCUAGAAAACAAUCUUAAAAUUUUCCUAUGGGUAGUGAUUCAAGUAAAAUGGAUUUAAAAGAGAAAUUAUAAAAAUAUUAUAGUAAUGAUGAUGAUUUUAGUUCAUAAAGAAGACCUAUGACUUAAAGUGAUAGGUUGAAAUAAAUAACAUAUGGUACUCAAACAGAAUUACCUUUUUUGGAUAAGGAUGUUAAAUAAAAGUAACAAACAAUUUAGAGUGCAAAAUGUUUAGAUAAAAAUUAAGAACAAAUGUAUUUAAAGUAAAACAAAUAAGAUAAAAAUAAAUAAUAAUAGAAAUCUGAAUAUAUUAAGUAAGAUGAAACAAUAAUAAAGAGUGAAUAGAGCAAUAAUUUAAUGAGUCCUAAGGUUGAUGAAGUAUAAAAAAACCCUAUUUUUCUAUCUCCUCCAUAAUCUUCUCGAACAUUACAAUCAGGUAAAUCAACAAAAACAAAAUUAAAAACUAUGUAAUCAAAUGAAUAAAAAAUAGCAGAAAUUUAAUAAUAUUAAUAAUAAAAUUCCAUAUCUAAAGAGGAGUCUUAAAUUUCAUCAUUAGAUUAAUCUUUAUAAAAAUAAGAGAAAUUACAUUCUCAUUUAAAUGCUAUCAGACCUGCUACUACUCAUAUUGAAUCAAAUAUAUAAUAAGAUUAUCCAUAAUUUUAGACUCAUGAUAAUAUUGAUUAAUAAUAAUAAAAAUAUCAAUAGAUAUAAUUGAUGUAAUAAAUAAGUAUGACAUCAAUUAUGCAUGAUGAUGAACAUUAUUCAAAUUAAAGUCAAUAAAUAAACAUAUAGGUAAAUUAAUGUGAACCUACAUAAAAUACCAAUAAUGUCAUUAUUGAAGAAUCAAUAGAAUGUUCUCCUAUAUAUAGAAUGCCUAAUUAAUAACAUAUUACACCAUCUUUCAACAAUCUAAAAUUGGAAGAUCAAAAAUAAUAAAGUGCAUCUUAAUUUCAUUCUUAACAAAGAUAAUAAAUAUCUCCAUCAGAUAGAAAUUAACCAUCACAUUCUUAAAUACCUUUAUAAUCAAAUCAAUUUUCAACCAAUUAAAGUUAAUCUAGGAUGUUGAUUCCAAUUAAUAAUACAUAAAAUAGUACUAAAAAUAAUAAAUCAUCAUCUAAAUAAAAGACUUUAGUAAGAGAGUAAUAAUAAUAGUAAUAAUAAAGAUCAGAUGAAAGUUAACCUGAAAGUAAAUUAACAAUAGAAUCUUCUUAAGGUGAGAAAUCAAAUAGAUCAAAGGCAGUCAAAAAUACAAAGUAACUCAAAUUACCUGUUGCAGCAGCUGCUUUAAAUUUUGCUAGACGUAAAUCUUCAAAUUAAAAUUCUCCUCAUGAUGUAUGAUUAAAUUUAAUUUAAAUUAGCCAAAAAAAAUUGAAUAAUAAGAAAAAGAAAGAUAAAGAUAAAUGGAAUAUUAGAAAUAACUUGAAAAAAUGAAAUAUGAAAGAGAAUUAAUGGAGUAAUAUAAAAUUCCUGAUGAUAUGCCAUUAUCAUAAAAGCGUGCUAUUAUUGAAUAGUUAAUUAAUCAAUUAGAAUCAAUAGCAGAUCAAGAUGUGAAAUAUUAGAUUAUGUUAUGUAUUAUAUUAAAUAUUAUUUAUUAGACAAGUAACGUUAAGAACAAAUUUAAAAUGCAGCAAAAUAAGAAUUAAUAUUUAAUAAUAAUUUAGAUAAUUGUUAUGAUGAAUUGGGACAUCUUUCAGAAUAAAAGUUGAAAUUAUUGGGAAAAGAUGAUUCAAAUAAGAUUUAGUUUUUAAAAUUUGAAGAUUAAGUUUAAACAUCUUUUCCAGGUUAAUAGAAGGCAUUUUUAUAAGAUAUCAAUUCUCCAAUAAAAAAGAAUUUGAAAUUUUUAAGUAAAUUGGAUCCAGUAGAAAUAGAAAAAUAAAUGAAUAGAAUUAAAGAAUUUAAAUAAGAAACAGAAAUGUUAAAAUUGUUCUAAUCUUUCAAUUCUUAAUAUGAUAAAGAAGUAAUAUAAAUAAUGUAUUUUGUAGGUUAAUCAAUGUGAUCUUGACUUUCCGACAGAAAAAGAUCGAUAAUAUUCAAUUGAUCAUUAAAGAGGAAUAUUACCAAAAACAACGUAUAAGAGAAAAAAAACUAAGAAAUAAAGCACAAAAUUGAUGAUAAGUACUUACAGAGUAGAUCCUAAGAAAUUAGACUUGGUAUUAUAAACAACUGAUAAAAUAAAAUCGGUUGGCUAAUAUUUAUUAUGA